AUGUCUCCCGGCCGGAUCUACGUCUCGUUGAUCGCAGCAGUGACCUGGAUGGUCGGGCUUCUGACAACGCCAGGUGGCGCUGAUGCGUCGAGUCACCACAACGUCGCUCAUGCAAUGGACGACGGCAACGACUCAGACCUUUUCACUGUCGCGGAAGUCUUCGAGCUAUUCGAGCAAAUCGCGAAGGCGCACUUUCCUUUGAAGCAAGAGAGACUGGCUGUUGAGGCGCUUGUUGAACUAGCCGUUGCCGAAGGCACGGAUGAAGGAGAUGACGAAGAAAUCACUUCCGAGACCGGAUGGCAGCCGGCAGCACAGAAGCUGGUCACCGCCAUGAAAGAGAUCAUGGCGAGUGCACGAGUUUCUGGCUCCGAAAGAACCGAGGAACCUGGAGGCGUGUCCGGUGUGUUAUCAGCCGAACGUAUUGAAGCUGAAAUCCGAGCAAAAAAGGCAUCUAGAGACUCGUACAAACGGGUUGCCGACGCCUUCUGGCACUUCGUUACCUUCACGCGGAAGCUUCCUGAUGCGGAGAGGGGGGAAUCUUCGCGGGCUCAAGCACCAACACCCCCGUCGAAGCCAAAAGAAACUGCGACAGCUGCAGUGAAAACAGUUGGACAGCAGCGAUUCUAUCAGCCCUCAGGCGGUAAUUCUGAGGUCAUUAUUUUCCUCAAUGUGUCACCCAUGACGUUGCUGACUAGAAUCUGCCAAGGCCAGCAGGAAGCGUGCGCCGAUGUAUUUCAGCAGUCACUCCACGCUGCGAUGCAAAAUGUAGUAAAUGAUCCUGACUUCACCGAAGACAGUGUCCAGAUGGGAAGAGUGGGGAUCCGAGGUUCCGGCGUUCAACAGACAGUCCUCAUUUAUAACGACGGUGACAUGCACUUAGCCGAUGUUUUGGAACAGGUCCUUGAGGACGUGGAGUUCUGCCAAUCAGAUCCUUUCCGCCCAAUCUGCAAGACUCUCACGGGCCAAACUCUUGCUGAGAACAACGUGACGCCCAAAGUUUUGAGUAAACGGGUUAUUGGUUGA
This is a messenger RNA of Besnoitia besnoiti, 1023 nucleotides long. RefSeq lists its product as uncharacterized. Bases 1 to 1023 code for a protein of 340 amino acids. NCBI's taxonomy places the organism in Eukaryota, Apicomplexa, Conoidasida, Eucoccidiorida, Sarcocystidae. The transcript has 2 exons. The record is from RefSeq and is a predicted model, not a curated record.